AUGGCAGAGCAAGUCUUUCAGAACUUUGAGACCCUUCAGCUCCAUGCUGGAUACACACCGGAUCCUCACACGAGGUCCACUGCCGUUCCCAUCUAUGCGACAUCUAGCUACACUUUCAACGACUCUGCUCAUGGCGCGCGCCUCUUUGGUCUCAAGGAGCUCGGCAACAUCUACAGUCGUCUCAUGAACCCUACUGUUGAUGUUUUCGAGAAGCGAAUUGCUGCUCUAGAAGGCGGCAUUGCCGCUGCUGCCACUUCCUCUGGUCAAGCUGCUCAGUUCCUCACCAUCGCCACUCUCGCCAAGGCUGGUGAUAACAUUGUGGCCAGCUCGCAUCUGUACGGUGGCACAUACAACCAGCUUAACGUGCUGCUCCCCCGGUUUGGCAUCAAGACCAAGUUUGUGCGAAGCGGAAAGCUUGAGGACUAUUCUGCUGCUAUUGAUGACCAAACUCGUGCUAUUUAUGUCGAGAGCAUGAGCAACCCCGAUUACGUCGUGUCUGACUUUGAAGGCAUCGCCAAGAUCGCUCAUGAGCACGGUAUCCCCCUCGUCGUCGACAACACUCUUGGUGCAGGUGGCUAUUAUAUCCGUCCUAUUGAGCAUGGCGCCGACAUCGUUGUCCAUUCUGCGACCAAGUGGAUUGGUGGACAUGGUACUACAAUUGGUGGAGUGAUUGUUGACAGCGGCCGCUUCAACUGGAACAAGCACUCAGACCGCUUCCCUGAGAUGGUUGAACCCUCACCCUCGUAUCACGGCCUCAAGUACUGGGAGGCUUUCGGUCCUGCUACCUUCAUCACUCGAAUCCGCGUUGAGAUGCUUCGGGACAUUGGCGCGUGCCUCAGCCCUUUCUCCGCACAGCAACUCCUCCUCGGUAUCGAGACUCUCGGUCUUCGAGCUGAGCGCCAUGCGCAAAACACAGAAAAGUUGGCCAAGUACUUUGAGUCCAGUCCCAAUGUGAGCUGGGUUCUCUGGCCAGGUUCUGAGUCUCAUCCGACAUACUCCCAGGCCAAGAAGUAUCUCACACGAGGAUUUGGCGCUAUGCUGAGUAUCGGAGUCAAGGGAGAUGCUUCAGCUGGAAGCAAGGUCGUGGAUGGUCUCAAGCUCGUGUCUAACCUUGCCAACGUGGGUGAUGCUAAGAGUCUUGCUAUUCACCCUUGGUCUACAACACAUGAACAGUUGUCCGAGGAUGAGAGGCUCGCUUCUGGUGUGACGGAGGAUAUGAUUCGUAUCUCUGUUGGAAUUGAGCAUGUUGAUGAUAUCAUUGCCGAUUUUGAGCAAUCUUUCCAGAAGGCAUAUGGAUCUUAG
Fusarium mangiferae is the source of this 1302-nucleotide messenger RNA. RefSeq names its product putative O-acetylhomoserine (thiol)-lyase. Gene Ontology annotation, molecular function: pyridoxal phosphate binding; transferase activity, transferring alkyl or aryl (other than methyl) groups. NCBI's taxonomy places the organism in Eukaryota, Fungi, Ascomycota, Sordariomycetes, Hypocreales, Nectriaceae. The record is from RefSeq and is a predicted model, not a curated record. The transcript is spliced from 5 exons. The coding region runs from base 1 to 1302 and encodes 433 amino acids. Gene Ontology annotation, biological process: transsulfuration.